ACGUCAACGAUACACGCCACGGAGCUGAACAAGGCGACGUAAAGAAUCGUAGAAAAAAACAAAGGCAGGAAAAGCCAAGCUUGCUUCGAAAGAUAAGAACGUUUUCCAGUAGAAAUCAACCCGAGAGAGGAAAUUUAAACAACAUUUAAAAAUCAAGAAGACGGUAGAUUUAAUAGUCCGUGGUCCUAACAGAGAGGUGUAAUUCGGCCGCGGACGAAGAAGACGGGGGAGAAAAAAAACAAGCGCGCGAGAGCUUCGUAUCUUUUUCAAGCGGCCUCCAUUUUGUCUCCUCGCCCAGGCUGCGCCUCACGUGUCCCGGACUUGUCUCUCUCACAUGACCCUCGUGUUUGUCCCCGUGAUCAGCGCCGCCGUCUCCGCGUUUCAAGUGUUGCCGAAUAUCGCGUUUAAAAAAAAAAGAGAGAGAAUCGCUCACCUUCAUGGAUAUGCUCGAACAGAGCCUGGAAGCUCAGACGAGUCACGAGAAACAGGAAACUGAGGAGGUUGUUCAGUUGCAGGAAGGAGAGGGAGUGGGGGCGGAGGAACCAGCGGCGGUUACCAUAGCGAGCGCCCAGCAGGCCGCAGUAUUUGCUGACAAUGUCCAGUACCAGUUCCGCACAGAAAACAGCAGUGGGCAGGUGACAUAUCGUGUCGUCCAGGUAACAGAAGACCAGUUGGAAACAGCUGGAGAUGGAGGAGCUGCGGUCAGUGUCGUGUCCACUGCCGCCUUUGCUGGAGCCCAGCAGGCAGUUGCACAGGCUGUCAUCCAGAACCCUUUCAGUAAUGGAGGCAGUCCGGCAGGUGAGACGGUUGGGGGUGAGACACGUUUCGCUUACUUCCCGGCUGUCAGCGAUGGUACGGCAACCGCGGUUUCAGUGCAGGCAGCCACAGAUGCGACUCUUGCACCAGCAGCAGGUCAGUUUUACGUGAUGAUGAGUCCUCCAGAUGUGUUACAGGCAGGCACGCCACGGACCAUUGCCCCUCGCACACACACUUAUUCCACGAAGAUGGAUGGCCCGAGAGCACCACGAGACGAGAGGAGGAGAGCGCAACACAACGAAGUGGAAAGAAGAAGAAGAGACAAAAUCAACAACUGGAUAGUCACAUUGUCAAAAAUCAUCCCAGACUGCAACAUGGACAACACCAAAACUGGCGCAAGCAAAGGAGGGAUCCUGUCUAAAGCAUGUGAUUACAUUAGAGAGCUCAGGCAGAGCAACCAGAGGCUGCAAGAGAGUUUCAAAGAGGUGGAGAGAAUACAGGUGGAUAAUGAGCUCUUAAGACAACAGAUUGAAGACCUGAAGAAUGACAAUGCACUGCUCAGAGCCCAACUCCAACAGCAUGGCCUUGAAAUCAGUGGAGAAACCAUUUCGCAAUGACGGACAGUCACACACACGGAAUACACACACCUCCACAAAACCACCUCACAGACUUGAGAUGUUUGUUAACCUGAUAGAAUAAUAAUGGCUAUCUGAUAUUAACAGAAGUGAUCAGAGAAACUUUUGAACAAUAGUUAAAAAGCACAUCUACUGUUCCACCUGUGAGAGCUUGACCUACACGGACGCAGCAACAAACUGAAACGCAUCCCAAUAUGUGACGUAAACGGGCUUGCAUUGGACUAACUUGUCAUUUUUAUUUUUAUUUUUUUUUUUUUUAUUUUUUUUUUGAGUUUUUGAAUUGUGAUGAAUUUAAAUUCUCAACAAUGCCUCAUGAUCAUAUUGUUUAAAGCUGGGCUGGUUUUCCUGUUUUGUUUUGUUAUGUUUUUCCCUCCCCAAUGGAAUUUCUUCUGUAAUUAUUA
Ictalurus furcatus (blue catfish) is the source of this 1792-nucleotide messenger RNA. It is a transcript of the gene usf2, whose product is annotated as upstream transcription factor 2, c-fos interacting. Gene Ontology annotation, biological process: regulation of transcription by RNA polymerase II. Lineage: Eukaryota; Metazoa; Chordata; Actinopteri; Siluriformes; Ictaluridae. Bases 438 to 1373 code for a protein of 311 amino acids. Gene Ontology annotation, molecular function: RNA polymerase II cis-regulatory region sequence-specific DNA binding; protein dimerization activity; DNA-binding transcription factor activity, RNA polymerase II-specific. The transcript has 10 exons. The record is from RefSeq and is a predicted model, not a curated record.